Molecule: messenger RNA, 1209 nt
Organism: Penicillium brevicompactum
Lineage: Eukaryota; Fungi; Ascomycota; Eurotiomycetes; Eurotiales; Aspergillaceae
Product: cobalamin-independent methionine synthase II family protein
Exons: 3
Coding region: 1-1209 (402 amino acids)
Molecular function (GO): zinc ion binding; 5-methyltetrahydropteroyltriglutamate-homocysteine S-methyltransferase activity
Source: RefSeq, a predicted model, not a curated record
AUGGCUCCUCAACUUCACCAGCGCCCGCCUUUCCGUGCGGAGCACCUUGGCUCCCUGCUGCGCCCCCAGCAGCUUCUUGACACCAAGCUUGCCUACGAAGCUGGCAAGACCUCUGAGGCCGAACUGACCGCUAUCGAGGACAAGGAGGUCAACGACAUUGUCAAGACUCAGCAGAAGCUCGGCUACGCCGCGCUUUCUGAUGGCGAGUACCGUCGUCACAUGUUCUGGGGUACUUUCUUCCCCGGUCUCGACGGCUUCGAGGAGGUCAGCAAUGUCGAGGUGGAUGACUUCCGUCCCUACGCCCCCGAUAUCGCUGCUUUCCUGGAGGCUGGUCACAAGCCCGGUGAGAGUGUCAUCUGCACCGGAAAGAUCAAGCACGUCGGUAGCACCUACAUCGACCAGUUCAAGUACCUGGCCAGCCAGGUCUCCGCCGACGAGGUUAAGAACCUGAAGAUUACUCUUGCCGCUCCUAACUGGUACCACCUGCGCUACCGUGAGGGCAAGGCUUACCCCAAGUCUGUGUACACCAACGACGAGGACUACUUUGGCGACAUCGCCAAGGCUUACCAGGCCGAGCUGAAGAUUCUGUAUGAUGCCGGCUGCCGUAACGUCCAGUUCGAUGACCCCAACCUGGCUUACUUCUGCUCCGAGAAGUUCCUCAAUGGCUUCAAGGAAGACUCCCUCAACGUGUACAGCGCCGACACCAUGUUCGAGAAGUACAUCAAGCAGUACAAUGACAUCACCGCCAACCUGCCCGCUGACCUGCACGUCGGUGUCCACCUGUGCCGCGGUAACUUCGUCGGCAGCCGUCACUUCUCCGAGGGCGGUUACGACCGUAUCGCCAUCAAGCUGUUCCAGGAGCUGAACGUGCACACCUACUACCUCGAGUACGACACUCCCCGCUCCGGUGGCUUCGAGCCCCUCAAGUUCCUCCCCACGCACAAGAACGUCAUUCUCGGUGUCGUGACUAGCAAGUUCGCCACCCUCGAAGACAAGGAAGAAAUGAAGCAGCGUGUUCUCGACGCUGCUAAGUUCAUUGCCGAGGGUAACAACAUUUCCCUCGACGCUGCUCUUAACCAGGUCGGUGUCAGCCCCCAGUGUGGAUUUGCUUCUCACCGUGAGGGUAACGCCAUUGAUUGGGAUGGCAUGAUCAACAAGCUCCAGCUUGUUCGCGAUAUCGCCAACGAUAUCUGGCCCAACCAGGCUUAG